AUGUGUGGAUGGAAGCCGAAUGAAGAGGGAUCUCAGAUCUGGCAUACGGGAAGUACUGUCUUUGUAGACAGCGCUCACAGUAUUAUCAAGCCGGGAAAAUCAAGUGAGGAUUUUCAAAAAAAAAAUCGGUUUUACGGCAGAGAAAUAAAAUUUUAGUCAUGUAUUUUCUACCGAGCAAAAAAAAAUUUCGGGUUUCGGGCAAUUUUUGGCCAAAAAAUCUUGAUCUUUUUUCUGCAAAGCGCAAGCUAAAAGUCAAGCAGCUUCUGGAAACAUGUUGCUCUUAGUUUUGUCUAAUCUAACCUCUUCACUGCAAAUUUUCAUUUUCCAUUUCCUUCAGACGACCGUUUCGCUUUCGUCCAAGGUCAGUAUGGCUCUUCAGAGGGCGAGCUGAUCUCCCCAAUCUUACGGACUGCUCCUGGAAUGACCAAUCAAUUAAGAUUUAGCUAUUGGAAAUCUGCGUUUGAGCCAAUACUGGAUGUAAGUCGGAGAAAGCACAGGUGACGCAUACAUAGUAGAACCUCUGUACAAUAAAAAUUAUAUUAUACUCAUGCACUAUCAGUCUGUCGGGAAAAUAAUGUGGACUCGUCGCGGUUUGAAAGCGCCUAUUAUCGAUUUACGGCGUCUAACCGUUGUUGGAGAUUUUGAGCGCGAUUGCGCUCCAGGCUAAUCCACAUUUUUCCCGAUAGACUGAUGGUCCGUCCGGAGAAUCGAUUGAGGAUUUUUGGCGUUUGCACUAUGCUGGAAAAGCCAGUAUGCCAACGACAGCCUGAAAACGUUAUCUGCACGGUGCAAACGCAAAAAAUUGCACAUUGCAAAGCGAUCUUGUGUUUUUGCACAGUGCACGUUGCUGAAAUUACUCCAGAGACUUUACGAACGAACUAGUACGGCGAACAGUUUUAGAGGGCCUUAAAAAUCAAGUUCAAGACAAAAUGAACUUUUCUAUAGCAAUACCUCUUCAUAAUGACAAGAAUUUUAUAAUUCACAGCCGUUUGUUGUACACCGCACGUCAAACUGAGAUAAGCUAAAACAGUCCGGUGAAUGGAUUGGCAAUUUGCCAAAAAAAGACGCGAAAAAACGUUUUGUCGGGGGAGAAAUGGGGAAUUUUUGGGGCGAGAGAGUACGUUUUUGCGCGUCUUUUUUCUCUCUUUCUCUGCGAAAUAGACGAAGUGUAAAAGACCGAUAGCGAAGAGUCUAUUCGGGUCACCGGAAUCCUCAGUUUGACGUGCACCGGUUUUACUGCAGUCAAAAACUGUAUAUCGAACUUUCGGGAAAAUAAUGAGCACAAUGUUGCUGCGCCAGUCGCGUCGCUGAAGAAAAGCAAUUUGAUUUCGCUGCGACAAAAUUCAUUUUCCCGGCAGCGAUGCGACAGGGUGCACAUUAUUUUCCCGACAGACUGAUAGAAUCUGCACACAGUUAUCGGCAUUCUCCCCCAUCCCAACACAUUUUUAGAUUUGCCUGAAAUACAUUGCGGAGGACCGCUUGGAGUGCAUUGAUGCAAUUGUUGGCGGGGGCGAAGAGAAAUGGGUUAAACGGACAUUGGACUUGCCCAGCAGCUCCGAGCCAUUCAGUGUUGUUUUCCGGGCGCGUGGCAUUCACUCCAAAGAAGAUUUGAUUGGCCUGGAUGACGUUAGAUUGGCAUUACCGGAAGAUGAAGAUAAAAUCCCCGAGACGAAUGAAUUGGAGGGGUUCGAACCCAAGUAUAAUGUUAGUAUAGGAUUUUUUUACUUUUUUGAAUUUUUGAUUAUCUAUUUUUCCUCUAAAAAUCGCUAAAAAAUUUGCAGAAAGACCAAAAAGACGUCCCUACCAACGUACUCACCAGUAAUGUCAAGAAGCCUCUACUCACUUCCAAAGCCGUUAGCGACAAUUUUGGCAGAGAAGCGGCCGAACGGCCGAUCGGAAUCAACUCAUUUGAGAUGCGAAGGGCCCAGCCAGUAAUUCGACCUAACAAAAAUCCGUUCGAAAUGGACGAAGAGAAGCUGCCGCUUCAGGAUGAGUAAGAUAAACAUAUAAUAUGUAUAGUAAACCUUCUGUGCAGCAACCUCCACUAGGCCAAAAACUUUAUUUGUUAUAGAAAAGCUUCGUUGUAUAGAGACUAGUUUUGGUUCAAAAUUGACUUUUCAUACUCCCAAAAUUACUGGUUAUACAGGGUGUCCCAAAAAAAUGCAUUUUUUCAUGGGUCCUGACGCCAAGAACGGGACCGACUUCCUCGAAAAAUCCAAAAAUUUUAAGUCACGUUUGGAGCUCUAUAUCGCCCCCAAAGGCAGCCACUGUGAAACUAGCUUUGCAUGUUGUCAACAAUGUUCUAUGUUACUAAUAUUCGUGAUUAGUUUUGUUAAAUUUUGCUUGGUAUAUAAAAUAUAGCUAUAGAAAUAACAGGCAUUUUUUGGGACACCCUGUAGUUAGGAUUUUUUUAGUUGGUUCUAUAAUACAUAGACUUGACUGUAUUUUUACCGUCGUAUACUGAACGUUGCAACGCGUUCUCGGCGAUGAACAACAUCGCCGUCGAGAACAACGAGGCUUACUGUAGCUAUGACUUUCAGAGACAAGCCCAUCCAACUGUCGGAGCGAUCAUUCCCCGCGAACGAUAAGCAUGAGAAUUCGAUCUCAUCCCAUUUCCCGGACUUCCCUUCAUUGGACAGUAUUCAUAGAGAUGAAGGUGAGAUUCCAUCUAUGAACUUUUUAUUCUUUUCUCUUCAGACCACCAUUUGCCCGAGAAGAACAGUAAAUUGGUUGAUGACACGUUUUCCUGCAAGGCUGUGAAGUGCUCCUUCUUGGAGACGACUUGUUUUUGGUAGGUAAUAAUAAUAAAGCAAUAAGAUUACAGUAUCAAAAAAGUAAUACUAUGCUAAUUCGCCAAAUAUGCGGCUUUCGGAAGAGAAUGGAGCUAUUGGCUCAAAGAAAUUUUAUUGCAAAAAGCCUAUGUUGUCUGCCAAUUUGUAACGCCCAGCUUGGCCAAAAAGUAUAGUUAUUGAAAUUCUAAGGCCCUACAGUAACGACAAAUCUUGUUGGAAAGACGCUCCUCUGUAACUAUAUGUUACUUCAUUUAAUUAUUUUCUGGUUUUCAGGUCAUUAGACGGUAAAUGGAGGAACGGCGAUGGAAGUGUGGCAUUGGAACAAAAAGGUCAGGAGAAGAUGGUCAGUGGCGUUUUUCGCAUCCCUCCAGGUCAAUACUUUAUCGAUUUUGAUGUCUGGAUGAGGUAAGAGCAUUUUUGUGGCGUUUUUAUAAGAUUUUUGGAAAUUUCAAGUUUUCGUGGUGGGACCCAAAACUUUUAUGGAUUAUUAUAUGAAACAAUGUUAUUAUAUAAUUUAAGGAGUGCUAACUGUAAACUGUCGACUUUCAGAGUAUAAUUUCAGAAUUUUCGGUCCAUUUUAUACGAUGAAAAAUGUCCAAACUUUUAAAAGUUUUUUUUGCAAAAGUACUUUACAAUUUUUUUUACACACAAAAAAUAACGAUCUACAGAACAAUAAGAGCCAAGAUAGCAUGUUUACGAGAUUUUUUACAAAAAAUCGCCAUUUUUUAGAAACUUUUUAUCAAAAAAUAAAAAGUUCUGCAAAAAAUUUCAUUCGAAUUUUUCCAGCGACGACACUGAGCUAAAAGUAGUCCAAGUCACGGAAGAGAUUGGUGAAGAAGUUCAAUUCCAACGUCAAGGAGGAGCCAGCGAUAAAUGGCACACUUAUCGUGCUCCAAUUCACGGCUCAACGUUGCCAAUUCGCGUCGAAUUUCAUGCCAACCUGCCCAAUAAGGGUUUUUUGACUCUAUCAAAUACGAGAUUAGUAGAUCCUAGUGGAGAGGAGAUUGGUUGUGACACUCUGGGAAUGGCAAACACAAAGGCGAAAAAAGAGAAAACGAAAGGUUCAGAUGUUACGAACAGAGAUGGGAUGGUGGUGACAAAAGCAACGGUCGCUCCGAUGUUCCCAACCUUCCCUCCGCCGCUGUUUGGUAGGGAUACUUUGAGGGCGGGCCCACACUUGCGGGCAACCACUUUGCGGGCAGCUUGAAAAACCACGAUGAUUCUGCGGAGAUGUUUUGAAAUCAGCUAAAAUUUGCUUACAACUGGAAAUUCAAGCGAUGGGCUUGACGAUUAGCCGUUGCGGAUUAAGUUUCCACGUGUAUCAGUGGCUUGAAUAGUUAUCAUAAGCUUACCCAGGCAUUUUUUAUCAUUUUUUGAAAACAAACUCCCAUAAGUUUGAAAGCAGUGGAUGAAUUUAAUAGAUUUGUGUACUUAUCAGUACCAGGGAGUUGUCAAUGUAAAAUUUCUAUCUUACUACGUAGAUUACGGGAAGGAAAAAUUUGGUAUGGCAGUAGAGUAAACAGCCGGCUUUCAGAAAGUAUAAAUAUCGUAAGGGACCCCAUCGUAUAAACUUCGCAAUGACCAUUGAAAAAAUUUCAUUCUUAAAACUUCUGCAACCUGUCGUUCUGCAAUAACGGUGCAACAAAUAAGAAAUUGCAUCGCUCCAAGUGAACUCUUGUUUUCUCACAGUGCAUAAAUACUAUAAAUUUUGUUUCAGGAAAUCCCUUCCUCUUCCCGACGAUUGGAGUUCCAUUCCAUCCGCUGCCUCCGCCCGCCCCUCUGAUGGCCCCACCCCCAUUCAAUCAGCCGGGUUUCGGCCAAUUCGGCGGCUUCAACAACCUGAAUGGAGUUGAUGCCGCGAUCCAUCAGCCGGCCCCGCAAAUCUCGAAAUUGGACGGAAUAACCCCAAUCACUCCGAUGAAAGACUCUACGAUGAGAUUGACGGCGGUUCAGCAAGUAAGUGAAUGUCUUUAUAAGGGAGUUUUAGUCGACUGAAUUCAACGUAGAAGGCUCCACUGAGUGAUAUACAUAUUAGUAUUUUUAUAAAGUGCAUAGACAUUCUUCACUGUAUGUGUAAGCUUAUCAGGCUUCUAAAAAGGCGAUAUUGCCAAAAAACGGGGUUUUCUCUGUCCACUUUCCACAUUUUGCGUGCUCUCUCGUUGAGAAAGUUCGCCGAAAAUCUCGGCAGCUCCUGCAAACCGAUGCCUAAAAUUUUAAGAUACUUUUCGUAGUGAAGAUUCUUCUCUGUAGUGCCAAUGUAAAUGCUACCAGCCUGUCGGGAAAAUAAUGAGCAACCCUGUCAAUUCAAAAAUCGCAUCGCCGCCGAGAAAAUGACUUGUGUCGCCGCAAAUCCAUUUUUUUUACUUCAGCGACGCGACUGGCGCAGCGACAUUGCGCUCAUUAUUUUCCCGACAGACUGAUAACUCUUUUUUUCAGUUAAAAGAAAGCCAGCAAUUCCCCGGCUUCUCCUUCCCCACCCUCCCGCCAAUGCCUGCCUUGGGCGUUCCCAACAUGCCCACGCUCUUCCCUCCAAUCCAACUCCCACGAACUGAGCCCAUGAAAUCGACGCCCAAAAUCUCGUUCGUUGACGCCACAUCGUCCGAUCUGACUACGGAGACUUCAACGGAUUUGGACUUGGUGACAAAACCGACCAAAGUUUUCAGUCGACCGAAGACUGUGCAGAGCGUUCAACGGACCUGGGAAAGCCCUCAAAUGGACUCAAUUCAAAGCCAAAAUCAUAUUAUUCAGGACCAUCAACGGGAUGAAAUUUUGGGACAUUUUAUAAAGGUGAGUGGAUUUGAGAUGCUAUGCUACGAUAGUGGAACGGGUUGUAGUAUUUAUCAGUCUGUCGGGAAAAUAAUAAGCAAAAUUUUGCAUCGAAAAUCGCAUGGUCGCCGGGAAAAUGAAUUGUGUCGCGGAGAAAAUCAAAUUGCUUUUCUCUUCAGCGACGUGAUUGGCGCAGCGAAAUUGCGUUCAUUUUUUUCGACAGACUGAUACAGUGGCGGACCUGAUCAGCGUACCAUAUGGUACCAUAUUAUGUAUGCGGGAAGCAUCAAAAAAUCCAGUGGCAAAAAACGUACCAUUUUGCAUCCGGGAAGUAUCAAAAAUGUGGCAGAAUGCUUCCCUCUCCAAGUGAAAAAACCUUUUUUGAAGGGUCCCUCACAAAAAGAGCGGGCGUGCCUUUAAAAUCUCAGUUUUUUCACUUGGAGAGGGAGGUAUUUUGCCACAUUUUUCGAUACUUCCCGGAUGCAGAAUGGCACGUUUUUACCACUGGAUCAGGUCCGUCACUGUAGAACAAAAGAGUACGUUUUAUCGAAGCAAUUUAGAGGUCCGAAUUUUCGGCCAGCAGACAUGGCUAAUGAGGAACUACAGUAUUUUUUAGCAAUUUUUUUAUCGCAUUAUCGUUAUCGCAUCGCAAAAUGUUUCCGAUAUUACACCUGACAAUUACCGCUGACUUUUUCAAGAGUCCCUUGUGCUUUACAGCAAUUUUUUGAUUAAUUCCAGGACUCCAUGUUGAAUCCUAGCACUGUGUCGCAUCUGAAGCACAUGGCUUCUUUAUAUGGCUUCGACAGUAACGCCCUCUCCGACCCAAAACAACUCGCAAGGCUGCGCAGUGCGCUUGGCCCGGAAUUCUUGAAUCGCCUCCCCGAUUUGAUGAAAUUAAAGUCCAGAGGAGUUGUGGACGAGUCAACGAAUGAUGAAAAUGAAAUUGAAAACAAAAUACGACCAAUUCGACCAAUAAAUGUCAAUAAAAACGUGAGUUUUCCACCAAAACAUCUCAUUUUUAAUAAUUAUUUUUAGGAAUUUGAGAAGGUAAUGAAGCAACUUGAUCAAACCAGUCAAAUCGAAGCCAGCCCUCUGCUUCAGAAGCUCCUCAAGUCGCUGGGCGGAUCCUCUUCGGCGCCGGAUCCGUUCGGUUCCGCUAUAAACGAAAGCCAGAGAAAAUUAGUGUAA
Messenger RNA from Bursaphelenchus xylophilus (pine wood nematode), 6746 nucleotides. The record is from the annotation of a GenBank genome assembly. NCBI's taxonomy places the organism in Eukaryota, Metazoa, Nematoda, Chromadorea, Rhabditida, Aphelenchoididae.